UUGGCUGCCGGUGAAUCAGGCAAGGCAGCCAGCACAAAUUGAACUGCGCCACAACAGCGCUAUUUCAGUAUUCACUACGGGACUUUUAGUUGUAACGUGGACUUCAUAUAAGCAUGUGCAUGAGACAAAUGCUCCUUAGAGUUGGAAUUGGCCAUUUUUCUGAAGUUUGUAUGUAAGGACGCUGAGCUAAUUUGAACCUGCCAAGAUACGCAUUGCCAAACGUUACCUCUUCCGUAGCGUGACCUGGACUUGACCUCUCACUCAGGAUAUAGUUUCACCUCGGAGCUGUUCUUGACAGACCUGAAGUUCCGCAAAAUGGCACCAAGGAACGACUUUGAACACCCUGUCCAUGAAGAGGUGACCACAGAUCUCCCGACCGUUCCCUCUCCCACUGUUCAGGAUGGGAAGGCUCCCCCUCUCCAGAUCGUGUGGAGGAACGUUGUAAUCAUGAGCCUCCUCCACCUGGGAGCCAUCUACGGUCUGGUCCUGCUGCCCUGGGCACACGUCUACACACUGCUGUGGGCUGUGUUCUGUUACUGCCUGUCGGCCCUGGGCGUGACGGCAGGGGCACACCGGCUCUGGGCACACAGGUCCUACAAGGCCAGGCUGCCGCUCAGGAUAUUCCUCGCCAUCGUCAACUGUAUGAGUUUACAGAACGAUAUUUACGACUGGUCACGUGACCACCGUGUUCAUCACAAAUACUCGGAGACCCCUGCCGACCCCCACAAUGCAAAGCGCGGCUUCUUCUUCGCGCACAUCGGUUGGCUGUUGGUCCGGAAGCACCCGGAUGUCAUCGCCAAGGGGAAACAGAUCGACCUGAGCGAUGUGCUGAACGACCCUGUCGUAAAAGUACAGCGAAAACUCUACGCGCCCACAGCCCUGCUGAUGUGCUUCGUCGUCCCCACCCUGGUGCCGAGACUCUGGGGUGAGAGCCUGGUGAGCGCGUUCUUCAGCGCCGUCCUGCGGUACGUCCUGGCACUGAACGCGACCUGGUUCGUGAACAGCGCGGCGCACAUGUGGGGCAACAAGCCGUACGACAAGUUCAUCAACCCCUCGCAAAACUUCCCGGUCGCCUUCCUAGCUAUGGGCGAGGGCUGGCACAAUUACCACCAUACCUUCCCGUACGACUACGCCACAAGCGAGCUGGGCUGGAAAGUCAACUCCACAACCGUGUUCAUCGACGUCAUGGCCUGGCUGGGCCUGGCGUAUGAUCGCAAGAAAGUCUCCCCGAACACUGUCCGUGCCAGGGUGUCCAGGACCGGGGACGGAACAUGGAAGAACUCGGCACAGUCCAUCUUCUAGUGUACAUGUUUUAUUGUCUUCGUCAGAAGGACUAUGAAAAUUGUCUCGCCGGAGUGUGGGGAACAGCGGAUUUUGCGAUAUAACUCUGGAAGGCAUGAUUCGACGUCCAUGAUUUUUGGCAGGCAUAUUAC
This is a messenger RNA of Branchiostoma belcheri (Belcher's lancelet), 1433 nucleotides long. RefSeq names its product stearoyl-CoA desaturase 5-like. The record is from RefSeq and is a predicted model, not a curated record. The coding region runs from base 316 to 1302 and encodes 328 amino acids. Gene Ontology annotation, cellular component: endoplasmic reticulum membrane. Gene Ontology annotation, molecular function: iron ion binding; stearoyl-CoA 9-desaturase activity. Lineage: Eukaryota; Metazoa; Chordata; Leptocardii; Amphioxiformes; Branchiostomatidae. Gene Ontology annotation, biological process: unsaturated fatty acid biosynthetic process. The transcript has 6 exons.